AUGUCUUUCUCAGCAGAGGAUAUAGCUAGAAGAGCUCGCUCAGCUGGUAAUUUAUUGAAAACAUUAACCGAUGAGCACCGUAUCCAAAUUCUACGCAAUAUACAUGACGGUUUAAAAGAGAGUAAGGAUCUCAUUAAGAAAGCAAAUGAGUUGGAUUUGGAGGAAGCUGAAAAAAAUAAAAUUUCACCUGCUUUGAUUCAGAGAUUGAAUUUGUUUAAAGGCGAUAAAUUCGAUGUCAUGUUGCAAGGGAUACAAGAUGUUGCAAAUUUGGAAGAUCCAGUAGGUAAGAUAUUAAUGGCUAAAGAGUUGGAUGAAAACUUGACGUUGUACCAAGUAACUGCACCUGUUGGUGUUCUCUUAGUGAUUUUUGAAUCCAGACCAGAGGUUAUCGCUAAUAUUACCGCGUUGUGUAUAAAAUCUGGAAAUGCUGGUAUUUUGAAAGGUGGCCGGGAAUCGUUAAAUACCUUCAGAGAAAUGGCUGCCGUAAUCCAACGCGUAGUUGUUGAAAGCCAAAAAACUAUGGCGUUCCCUGUUGAUGCAGUGCAAUUGGUUGCCAGCAGAGAGGAGGUUGCUGAUCUUUUGAAGCAAGACGAAUACAUUGAUUUAGUUAUUCCUCGUGGAUCAAACGCACUUGUAAGAAAUAUUAAAGAUAACACAAAAAUACCAGUUCUAGGGCAUGCUGAUGGUAUUUGUUCAAUUUAUUUGGAUCGGGAGGCUGACUUAGAAAUGGCUAAAAAGGUUGUUCUAGACUCUAAAACCAAUUACUGUGCCGCUUGCAAUGCUGUAGAAGCACUAUUGGUUAACCCUGAAUUAGAUGGUUGGUGGAAAGUUAUUACUCACUUGAUUACCACAGGUGGUGUGACGAUUCAUGCUACACCUGAUGUGAAACAAUUAUAUUUGUCCAAAGUCAGUGACGAUGCUGUUAAACCCUUCAUCGUGGACGCUGUUGAGGAGGACUUCUGCAAGGAAUUUUUAUCUCUGGAUAUUGCAGUAAAGUUUAUGGAAUCCACUCAAGCAGCAAUUCAGCACAUAAACUUACAUUCCUCGAAACAUACAGACGCUAUCAUCACUAACAAUAAAGGUAACGCUGAUGCUUUUCUAAAAGGUGUUGAUUCUGCUAGUGUUUACUGGAAUGCAUCUACAAGGUUUGCAGAUGGUUUCAGGUAUGGGUUUGGUACUGAAGUAGGGAUAUCAACCUCUAAAAUUCAUGCACGUGGGCCUGUUGGGCUUGACGGUCUAGUCACAUAUCAAUACCAACUCAAGGGUACUGGACAAGUAGCCAGCGAUUACUUGGGUGCAGGUGGUUCCAAGGCUUUCAUUCAUAAGAACUUGGACAUUGCGCGCAUUUAA
This is a messenger RNA of Eremothecium sinecaudum, 1350 nucleotides long. It is a transcript of the gene PRO2, whose product is annotated as glutamate-5-semialdehyde dehydrogenase. The transcript has a single exon. The coding region runs from base 1 to 1350 and encodes 449 amino acids. Lineage: Eukaryota; Fungi; Ascomycota; Saccharomycetes; Saccharomycetales; Saccharomycetaceae. Gene Ontology annotation, molecular function: glutamate-5-semialdehyde dehydrogenase (NADP+) activity; NADP binding. The record is from RefSeq and is a predicted model, not a curated record.